This is a messenger RNA of Entamoeba invadens IP1, 690 nucleotides long. RefSeq lists its product as hypothetical. The transcript has a single exon. The record is from RefSeq and is a predicted model, not a curated record. The coding region runs from base 1 to 690 and encodes 229 amino acids. Gene Ontology annotation, molecular function: deoxynucleoside kinase activity. Gene Ontology annotation, cellular component: cytoplasm; mitochondrion. NCBI's taxonomy places the organism in Eukaryota, Evosea, Mastigamoebida, Endamoebidae.
AUGCCAAGUGUCUUAAACAACAAUAUGAAAUCAAACGACAAACAUAAGACACACUCAUUCAUCGUCGUCACAGGUGGUGUUGGUGUCGGGAAGACUACACUGAUAGAGAAGAUUCAACUCAUCUACGGCAAUGCUGUUGGUAUCGUUCAAGAGUUCAUUGAUUACUCUCCACAGAAGGGCAAGAAGUAUUUAGAGGACUUCUUGAGUGGUAAAAUGAAUUGCUUUGAGUUCCAGUCCUUUGUGUUAGAUUGCUACGAUUUACAGUUGACCGACUUCUGCUCCACAAAGAAGCUUAUUAUCAUGGAAAGAGGUCCUUUUGAUUCAGUCGGACUCUUCACGCGCCAGUCUCUUAUCGACGGAAGAAUAUCACAAGAAAACUUCGACAAACUGAUUGAGAAGAUACAUGUCAUCGAAAAGAAGUAUCAAAUACCAACAACAGACACCUUCAAUAUGGAAGCUCGGGAUAUGGCAUACUCAAAUGAGAAAAGUGUUUUUGAGUCUCUAGAAAAUGGAAUAUAUAAAACGGUGGAGGACUCUUCUGAUUUAUUGAUAUACCUCUAUUCCUCAGUCCCUAAAAAGCAGCUUGACAAUAUCAAGAAAAGAGGAAGAAAGGGGGAAGAAAAUUACGACGUGAAUUAUAUGAUGAAGAUCAACAAUGCAUAUAUGGAGAUGUUUGGAAAUCGGAUUUGA